Vigna unguiculata (cowpea) is the source of this 779-nucleotide messenger RNA. RefSeq lists its product as uncharacterized. The record is from RefSeq and is a predicted model, not a curated record. Lineage: Eukaryota; Viridiplantae; Streptophyta; Magnoliopsida; Fabales; Fabaceae.
UGGUAAAAGGAAAAGGAAAAGAGGAUGUGCUUUCUCUCUCUUUGAAUUCUAAUUCAACUCUUCUCUUUCUCUCUCUCUGUCUUCUGUAGAAGACGAGGAAGUAGUAGAAGCAGUUAGAGAAAGAUGCUGGAGAAUCUUCAGGCUGUUCCGGCGACGGAAUCCGCCCCAGUCGUCAAGCGCUAUGCUCCUCCCAACCAGAGGAACCGUUCUGCCAACAGGCGCAAAUCAUCUGAUCGUCUUGAUCGGACAAACAGUGUUGGGACUGAGUUAGAAAAGAAUCAAGUCGCUUCUUCAAGAAGUGUUCACAUUCCAGAUCAUGGAGAUGCUGGUAGCAGUAAUCUUCUUAACGAAAAUCACUAUUCAAGAUUCAUAGCUUUAGAAGGGUGUGGUUGCAGUGCAGCUUCCCAGCUUCUUAAUGAUCGUUGGACAGCUGCAAUGCAAUCCUACAAUAAUCCCAAAGAUUCAUCUGACAAGCCAGUUAUGUAUUCAAGUGGGGCAUCAGUAUGGAGUCAUCAGCAGUUUAGACCUCCUCAGCAGCAGGAUUUCCUAGGAGAACUUCGUCGCCAAAUGCAGAAUGCUAAUCCUAAUUUCACCACAUGAUGUCUCACUUGGAUGGCUGGUCUAAUAAAGUUUUUUGGAAGAACCUACUUCUUGUUUUCUCAAACUCAUUACUAAUACAUGUAACUGAAUUUCAGAUUAUCGACCACGCCUCUGUAUGUGUAAAUUGGGGAUGUCGCACAUUCAGGAUUCCUAUUUAAAGAUUUAUUUCUUUAUUUACA